CAAAAUAAAAAAGCCGAAAGGAAAAAAAAAAACUAAUAAUUUGGCAAGGCCUCUCUCAGGGUGCAAGUUCAGGUCCCGCAGAGUCGCUGUUCAGCGAUUGGGAGAAGAAGAAAGAGCGAGGAAAACUCCUUCUGCAUUCCUUAAAGCUUCGAAUCUCCGCCAUUUUCUUCUCAUUCUGGAGUAGGAACCAGUAUAGAAAAUGGAUUCCGUCUUCGUUAGAGCCCACCGAAGUUAUAUUACUCUCGCCACUGGCGGGAGUGGAAACGGCUGGACGAAUCGUGACAUCAACAAUGCUUGGCUUCCAAGUCUGAGGCUUGGAGCAUUAAAGAUUCCAAAAACACAAUGUAGUACGGAAUCUGAAUCACAUCAUCUCCAAUGUGUCUUUAGAAGAAAUCAGGGAAGAUAUACUUUAUAUCAGAAGAAAGACAAUAGAAUUCAAGUCAGAAAAGCAGCCUCUAAUCAGCCUUUUGAAUCCGAAUCUGGAGUUUUAAGUCCCAAAAAUUAUAGUGACUCUGUAAAGGGUUUCUUGGAUGCUUUCUACAGGUUUUCACGGCCACACACAGUCAUUGGUACAGCAUUGAGCAUUGUAUCUGUUUCUCUACUAGCAGUUGAGAAACUAUCAGACUUGUCACCCUUAUUUUUAACCGGAGUGUUGGAGGCUAUAGUUGCUGCCCUCUUUAUGAAUAUUUACAUUGUGGGUCUGAAUCAAUUAUAUGACAUCGAAAUAGACAAGAUUAACAAGCCAUAUCUUCCAUUGGCAUCGGGAGAAUAUUCUUUUGCAACUGGCGUUGCAAUUGUUUCCACGUUUUCUAUUAUGAGCUUUUGGCUAGGAUGGGUUGUUCGUUCAUGGCCAUUGUUUUGGGCUCUUUUUGUCAGCUUUGUUCUUGGAACGGCUUAUUCCAUUGAUCUGCCACUAUUGAGAUGGAAGAGAUUUGCUGUGGUAGCUGCUAUGUGCAUUUUAGCUGUUCGGGCCGUCAUUGUUCAAAUUGCUUUUUUUCUGCACAUGCAGACUCACGUGUUCCAAAGACCUCCUGUGUUUUCACGUCCCCUGAUAUUUGCAACUGCAUUUAUGAGUUUCUUCUCAGUUGUUAUAGCGUUAUUUAAGGAUAUACCUGAUAUUGAUGGAGAUAAAAUCUUUGGCAUCCGUUCUUUUACAGUACGUCUAGGACAAGAACGGGUGUUUUGGAGUUGUAUUUCGUUACUUGAAGUAGCAUAUGGUGUUGCCGUUUUAGUGGGAGUUGCAUCUCCCUCAUUGUGGAGCAAGUGUCUAACAGUUUUUGGACACGUCUCUUUGGCUUUAAUUCUCUGGAUUCGUGCCAAAUCAGUUGAUCUGAAGAGCAAAGCUGCCAUAACAUCCUUCUACAUGUUUAUAUGGAAGCUCUUUUAUGCUGAGUAUUUGCUGAUACCGUUUGUUAGGUACAACACAGGCACCACUAACGUCCCCGUCUUCAAAACUGCUUCCUGCACACAUAAAUCUAAUAUCGUACAACAAUUCGAGGAUACGAGGAUCAGACUUCCGACUUCGAAGAAAGGAGUAAUACAAAUUAUGAUCGAAUUAUGUUCAUGCACCAAAAUCUCUCAAGUUAUUUAGUAUAGUAUAUAUACA
This is a messenger RNA of Momordica charantia (bitter melon), 1606 nucleotides long. NCBI's taxonomy places the organism in Eukaryota, Viridiplantae, Streptophyta, Magnoliopsida, Cucurbitales, Cucurbitaceae. The record is from RefSeq and is a predicted model, not a curated record.